Messenger RNA from Megalops cyprinoides (Indo-Pacific tarpon), 607 nucleotides. RefSeq names its product E3 ubiquitin-protein ligase TRIM21-like. The record is from RefSeq and is a predicted model, not a curated record. Gene Ontology annotation, molecular function: protein binding. The transcript has 2 exons. Bases 1 to 582 code for a protein of 193 amino acids. NCBI's taxonomy places the organism in Eukaryota, Metazoa, Chordata, Actinopteri, Elopiformes, Megalopidae.
AUGAGUAAGAUGCAAAAUUAUGCAGUGGAUGUGACUCUGGACCCUGACACAGCCAACCCUGAGCUCAUCCUGUCUGAGGACAGGAAAGAAGUUAGGCACGGAGACAGAGAGCAGGUGCUCCCCGACAGACCAGAGAGGUUUAAUCCAGCCCCCAAUGUGCUGGGAAAGGAGGGGUUCUCCUCAGGGAGAGCUUACUGGGAGGUGCAUGUGGGCGGGAAGACAGAGUGGGAUCUGGGCGUGGCCAGAGAGUCCGUCAGCAGGAAGGGGAGGAUAACUCUGUGCCCAGAGAAUGGAUGCUGGACCAUAUGGCUGAGGAACGGGAGGAAGUACACUGCCAACGAAAGCGCACCUGUCCCCCUCAUCUUGAGAGUGAAGCCCCAGAAGGUGGGGGUGUUUGUGGAUUACGAGAAGGGUGAGGUCUCUUUUUAUGAUGUGGAGACCAGGUCUCAUAUCUACUCCUUCACUGGAUACACCUUCCGUGAAAAACUCUAUCCAUUCUUCAGCCCCUGUGGGAACAAUGGGGGUGCAAAUUCAGCCCCGCUGAUCAUCACACCCUUAGUGGGUGAAAAUUCAGGCAGAUGAAAUGGGCUCUGAACACUUACACAUA